AUGUCGCUCAAUCGCCCUCUAGGGCAAUGCUUUCGAAGCACCCGCCACGACAGAAUCCUCCACCUCCCCUACCGCACCCUCGCAACCACCACCGAAUCCCCCUCAACCCCCGAAGCCACUCCACCACCUCCUCCAGAUGCCACCAGUGCAGAGAAAGCCCACCGCUACAACCCCAACCUCGUCCACACCUCCCGCACUGAGAAGAAACUCAUCGCAACCCAAAACCAAUAUCCCAUCGGCUCCCGCCGCCGCCGCGCCGCCCUCGCAACCAGCACCAACAUUCCCUUCUCCCAACUCCCCUACCAAUGCUUCCAGGAGGCGCGGAAAGUGCUGCUGGAAGACCGCGCGGAGAAGGUGCGGGAGGUUGAGAUGAUGCGGGAGCGCAUCGCGAAGUUGGAGGCGAAGGGGUCGCGGUUGGGGGAAGGUGAGGGUGAGGUGGAGAGGAGGAAGCGGGAGCAUCAGAUUCGGAGUAUGCGGAAGAGGUUGGAGGAUUGGAAGAUCCUGGCGGAUAUCAACGAUCCGCUUGUUAAGAAGAGGUUUGAGGAUGGGAUGGGCGACAUGACCAAACCCAUCUACCGCCACCUCUCCGACCUCCAAUGGCGCACCUACAAACGCCUCGUCCUCAUGCAACGCAUCACGCAAAUGAACGUCGUCCCCGACGUCCUCCAGUCCAUCGACCCCACCUACAGCACCUCCAUCCGCUUCGCCGACUCCCACAAAGUCCCGCACGGCGAGUUCGUGCACUCCCUCUUAUCCGAGAAACCACCCGUCCUCACCAUCCAGCCCUACAACGCGGGUGACCGGCUCGUCACAAUCGCGAUCGUGAACCCCGACGUCCCGAACGUGGAAAGAGAUGCGUUCGACUACCGCUGCCAUUUCCUCGCCUGCAACGUCAAGAUCUCGCCUACAGACACCACCGUCGACCUCUCCGCCCUCGACCCCGAGACGCAAGUCCUGCAGUCCUGGCUCCCCCCGCACGUCCAAAAAGGCCUCCCCUACCAACGCCACGCGCUCUUCGUCCUCGAGCAGAACCCCGAGACUCUCAACAAAACCUACUCCUCCCCCUCCUCCCCAGGCACCCUCAACUUGACGGACAUGAAAUCCCGUAAGCCUGAAGUUACGCAAAGAGAAAAGUUUGUCCUGAGGAGUUUCAUGGAUAAAUUCUCCCUCCAACCCCGAGGGGUCGAUUUGUUCCGAGCGAAGUGGGAUGAUGGGACGGCGGAGGUGAUGGAACGUGCGGGCCUGGCGGGCGGGGAUGUGGAGUUCAGAAGGAAGAGGGUGGAGCCGUUGCCUUAUCAAAGGCUGAAGGGGGAGAGGUUUAGGUAG
Saxophila tyrrhenica is the source of this 1326-nucleotide messenger RNA. It is a transcript of the gene MRPL35, whose product is annotated as mitochondrial 54S ribosomal protein YmL35. The transcript has 2 exons. NCBI's taxonomy places the organism in Eukaryota, Fungi, Ascomycota, Dothideomycetes, Mycosphaerellales, Extremaceae. The coding region runs from base 1 to 1326 and encodes 441 amino acids. The record is from RefSeq and is a predicted model, not a curated record.